Pisolithus orientalis is the source of this 1323-nucleotide messenger RNA. RefSeq lists its product as uncharacterized. The record is from RefSeq and is a predicted model, not a curated record. The transcript has 9 exons. Lineage: Eukaryota; Fungi; Basidiomycota; Agaricomycetes; Boletales; Pisolithaceae. Bases 1 to 1323 code for a protein of 440 amino acids.
AUGUUAACCCUCAGAAACAAGAUAAAGAACCUUGAUGCAAAUGUGACACUGAAAAUGCAUGAAUGGGUUCGGAAGAAGAAGGCAAUUCAGACUUGGUUGUACAACCACAGCCAGAGCUGUAGUCGAUGGGCUCUGAUCAAAUAUGGUGGCAGUUGGACACUGAGGAAGGUGGUCAUGCACCAUCACAAGAAAUCAAUCAACAAAGUGUUGGAAGAAGCCAAUAUCAAGCAGGGAUCCACAGAAAUGAUCAAGUCUUAUCAGAAGGCUGUCAACACCAUCAUGAAGUCCCUUACUGCCAAGGAGAUACAGGAGGCCAAGGCAUUGGCAAAAGAAUGGAAUGAGCGGCAGCCACCUUGGGAUGUUCAGUCAGAAACCACAGAGAAGAAAGGCUGUAAAUAUGCUGAGGAAUUUGCUAAGGAAAUGUGGAAGCAGUGUGGUGCCAGGGUGGUAGUGAUGGCAGCAUGGGAAGAUGCCAAUGGAGAGAUAUUGACCAACUUGUCCAGAUAUGAUUUCAAUGAUGAAUUGGGUAAUGGAAAAUUAUUUGAGGAGUUGGACAAGUGCCAGGAUAAAUUUGUAAAGUAUGCACAAAUGGCAUUUGGGAAUGGUGGCACCGAUGCUGAGUCACCAGACAAAGAUGCUGCUCCACAGUCAAGGCAGAGGAAGAGCAAUGGGAAACCUAAAACCAUCCUGCUGAAUGGUGGCAAGCAAGAAAAGAGUGGAAUCCCAACAAUAUAUUCAGCUUCAAGAAGUAGAGAGAUGCUGGAGGGUCCCUCUGAAUGCUGGUGGCAGAUGCCAACAGCAGUGGAGCAAGGAUGUAUGAAGGAAUGCAACUGGAACUUAAAUGUGCAGCAAUAUUAUCUAAUGGGGAACACAGUUGUAGGGUCUGAUUCUGACAAUGAAUCCAAUCUCUGUCAAAUUCCACCAGCAUUGCCAUCAAACAGAAAUGAUGGUACAGGCACAUGCAUGGUGGAUGAAGAUGCCACAGAGGCAGUACCAUUGCUGGAUUCCCAGCAGUGGAUUGCUGGAUGCCAAGUGGCUGAGGGUAACACCUGCCAGCCAAUUGCCAUUGGCAAGGAACCAUCAAAUGCCUUGCAGCAGGUUGAGGGCAGUAUCACAAGCCCUGUGCAACCUGUGCCUGAUGCCCACCACAUUGAUUCACCUGAUUCAGUCCACCUGGCAGAUCCUUUGGCAGUGCCAACAACUAUCAGGAGAGACCAUAAACAGGAAGAUUCAAAGUGCAAGUUGCCCAUUCCAUCAAUGAUACCCACACACCAGACCAGCAUAGACAAUGCGAGGGGUGUGGAAGGCACCAAAGUGGCCUGA